UGGCCAUAACCUCAAAACCUCAUUAAAGAAGUUUUUGUUUAUAAUUGUAUUUAUCUCUAUUUGCUGCACAAUUUAGGGCAAAUAUCGAUGGAUUGUAAUUUUAAGGUUCCAAGAAUAUCUCCUGGACCUUCAAAUCAAGCCGCAAGUGAUGAAGAUGGACAAAAAGAUGUGGAGAAUUCGGCUAAAAAGCAAAAAAUUGAGGAAAAUCCUGUGAUCGAGAAUAUGGAUUCCUUCGACGACGUGGAAUUUAGCUUCUGCCUUGACGAUGGCAAGAUUAAUCCUGAUGACUUUGUCAAAUCAAUGUGUGAGAAGGAAUUUCACAGUGAAUCGAACAUGAAUCAUCUUCUGGAAGAUACAUUUUUUCCACUAGAACCAAACCGGGAGACAUUUUUUGGAUUGCCAAUGAGGGUGAAGGAUCUCUUGAGGGAGAUUAAGGGAAUUGAUGAGCUGUAUGACUGGCAAAUUGAGUGUUUGAAGCUUCCGGCAAUUGAGAUGCGACAGAAUUUGAUUUAUACUCUGCCCACAAGUAGUGGUAAGACUCUCGUGGCUGAAAUUCUAAUACUGAAGGAAUUGAUUUGUCAUCAGCGAAAUGUACUGUUUAUUUUGCCGUACGUGGCUGUGGUGAAAGAGAAAAUUUCUUCCCUAGCUCCUUUUGCUGUUGCCCUGGAUUUCCUGGUGGAGGAGUAUGCCGGAAGGAAUGGUGAGUGUCCUCCAAGGAAGCGACGGAAGAAGAGAUCAGUCUAUAUAGCCACUAUAGAGAAGAGUCUUUCGGUGAUUAACAGCUUGAUUGAGGCAGGGCGUUUAGAAGAGAUUGGAUUGGUAGUCAUUGACGAAUUGCACUUGAUCGGGGAGAAGGGCAGAGGGGCAAGUUUGGAGACUGCAAUCACAAAGAUCAAGUUCAAGGGUUUGAAUAUUCAGUUUGUGGGUAUGAGUGCAACAAUUGGGAAUAUCAUGGAGAUUGAACAGUUCAUGGAAGCAACUACUUUUGCCGGAAACUUCCGUCCUGUGAAGCUUACGGAGUAUAUCAAGUGUGAGAAUGAUAUCUACGAGGUUAAUCCCAGUAAUUCGGAAAUGUUUGUUCCCUAUCGGGUAAUUGAGAGUGACUAUGAUGAGAAAAAAUUGCAAAUUGAUCCUGAUCACUUGGGACAGUUGGUGAUGGAGGUUUCUCCGCAGGAUGGAGUACUGAUUUUCUGCCCAACCCGUCAAAAUUGUGAAAAUGUCGCUCGUCUCCUGGCUAAUGUGCUGUCUGAGGAUUUCCUUCAGCAUCGUAAGGCUGAAAAAAUGAGCCUCUUGGAGAAUAUGAUGAAGUUUUUUGAGUAUGUUUGUCCAAUUCUGAGAAAAACCAUUCCAUACGGAAUAGCUUAUCAUCAUUCGGGACUUGUGGCUGAGGAGAGACGUUUUCUGGAGGAGGCUUUUCUCGAUGGGACUCUGUGUGUGAUCUGCUGUACUUCCACCUUGGCCGUUGGAGUCAAUCUUCCAGCUAAGCGAGUUAUUCUCCGAUCGCCUUACAUUGGCAGAGAAUUCAUCACGAAGAGUCGAUACAAGCAGAUGGUUGGACGUGCUGGACGUGUAGGGAUGGGAACAGCCUAUGGUGAUAGUAUUAUAAUUCUCAGGAGUCGCGAUAAACCCCUCGCUCAUGAUCUCUUUCACUCUCCAAUGGACACUGCCAAGACGUCAAUGCAUCUUUGUGAAUUCCGAGGACUCAGCAAUCUAAUCCUCAGUGCAAUCAGCCUGGGUAUGGCCACAACUUAUCGCCAGCUCGUCAAACUAGCCUCAAUGACUCUCCUAGCUGUCCAGGCGGAGGAACUGUCCGUGGUUUUGCGUACGGAAGUGGAGGGCAUUGUAAAGAAAUUCUACAAAAUGAACGCCCUCUGGAUCAAACAAGAAUCCGUCCCUCUGGAUUGUACCAUCAAAAUCCUAACCACGCAGAGCAGUCAGGUGCGCAAUUCUCCAUCCAUGAAGAAGCAAAUUGUGAUUAAGAGCAAUUCGGAGCUAGAGAUCAGCAAUGUAGGUAAAGCAGCUGUGGCUGCUUGCAUUGACCUGGACGAGGCUGAAAAAUUGUACGGAGAACUGAAGAAGGUUCAGUUGGGCCUGGUCCUAGUAGACUAUCUCCAUUUGCUCUACAUAGUAACUCCAACUGAUGUGGACUUAAAAAUGGACCCGAUGAUCCUCUGCGAUGAGUACCUGAAAUUAAGCCCUGAUCAAUUGCAUACAGCCCAUACACUUGGCAUCAAUGAAGGUCUCAUAAUGGGUAUAAGAUGUGGCAAGAAGUUUAGUCAAGAAAAAAUGCGAAUUGUAAAUAGAUUCUAUGUGACUCUCAUCAUUCAAGCGCUAUGGAAUUUAGAGGAGACUUAUAGGGUUGCCCUCAGGUUUAAGGUUAAUCGGGGAUUAGUACAAUCGCUCAUGGGUCAGACAGCUUCCAAUGCGGGCUGUAUAACGAGAUUCUGUGAGCAUAUGUCAGAAUUCUGGGCUCUGGCAUCUAUUCUGUCGGUGGUCGUGGAAAAAUUGCGACACUGCUGUUCACCAGAACUUAUUCCUCUCAUGGAAUUGCCGUCGGUGCAACUUGUAAGAGCCAAACAACUCUAUGCUGCGGGAUUCAAGACCAUUGAGUUGAUAGCUCAAGCCAAACCCAAGGAUUUAGUGCAAAAUAUUUAUCAUAUGAGCUUCAAGACAGCCCGGGAAAUUAUCUCAGCAGCAACGCUCUAUAAUUUGUUGGAAAGUAAUGCUGUUGGAGAGGUACGACAAUUUACAACACGAUUUGGAUGGUCUUAAAACUGUGUUAUAUGAUAAAUGAAUUAGUCAAUAUUUAAUAUAUUAUAUUCAAAGAAUUGUACAAUAGGUUGAUGUGUUAGAGAAUUAUUUAAAACAGCCAUUUGAAAUAUAAUUUUUUUUCAAAGUAA
This is a messenger RNA of Phlebotomus papatasi, 2900 nucleotides long. Its product is annotated as helicase POLQ-like. Lineage: Eukaryota; Metazoa; Arthropoda; Insecta; Diptera; Psychodidae. The transcript is spliced from 7 exons. Gene Ontology annotation, molecular function: ATP binding; nucleic acid binding. The record is from RefSeq and is a predicted model, not a curated record. Bases 88 to 2772 code for a protein of 894 amino acids.